Antechinus flavipes (yellow-footed antechinus) is the source of this 1475-nucleotide messenger RNA. RefSeq names its product distal-less homeobox 2 (gene DLX2). Gene Ontology annotation, biological process: cell differentiation; negative regulation of transcription by RNA polymerase II; embryo development. The coding region runs from base 407 to 1411 and encodes 334 amino acids. The transcript is spliced from 3 exons. Gene Ontology annotation, molecular function: RNA polymerase II cis-regulatory region sequence-specific DNA binding; DNA-binding transcription factor activity, RNA polymerase II-specific. NCBI's taxonomy places the organism in Eukaryota, Metazoa, Chordata, Mammalia, Dasyuromorphia, Dasyuridae. The record is from RefSeq and is a predicted model, not a curated record.
CUCCUCAGACAAUCGUAAAGCUGCUCCUGACCGCUCACCUGCUCCUGCCUCCCAGAGCCUACUACUGCUGCCCCCGCCGCCCCUCCCCCCUUCAGUUCUCCUCCCCCGCCCGUGCCCAGUGCUGGCAGAGGAGGAGAGCAUGGUGGGGUAGAGGAUGAGUCGGCCAGCAGACACAGAGGCAGUGGUCCCGAGUGGUCCCCACUGAUCACCUCCCCCGCCCAGAAGAGGAGGAGGAGGAGGAGGAGGAGGGGUUCCUAGAUAAUUGCCACAUUUCUUGUUUUCCUUCUCCCCCACCCCCUUCCCCGUAAUUACUUUGGUUGCCCGAGGGGAGAGGGAGCGACGGAGGAGCCGCCCGCCUGGUCCUCCCGGGUGCCCCACCGCCUGCUCCUUCCCGUCCCGGGGCAGGAUGACUGGAGUCUUUGACAAUCUGGUGGCUGAUAUGCACUCGAACCAGAUCACUGCCUCCAGCAGUUACCACCAACACCACCACCAGCACAGCGGCAGCGGCAACAGCAGCACGAGUCUGCACAAGCCCCAGGAGUCCCCCACGCUACCCGUGUCCACCGCCACGGACAGCAGCUACUACACGAACCAGCAACACGGGGCAGGGGGCAGCAGCGGCGGCGGCGGGUCCCCCUACGCGCAGAUGGGCUCCUACCAGUACCACGCCAGCGGCCUCAACACCGUUCCUUACUCUACCAAAGCGGGCUACGACCUGGGCUACACCGCGGCGUACAGCUCCUAUGGGCCCUACGGAACCAGCUCCUCCCCGGCCAACAAUGAGCCCGAAAAAGAAGAAUGCGAGCCCGAAAUCAGAAUAGUGAACGGGAAGCCAAAGAAAGUGAGGAAACCUCGAACCAUUUAUUCCAGUUUCCAGUUAGCAGCUCUUCAGAGGCGAUUCCAAAAGACUCAGUACUUGGCACUGCCCGAAAGAGCUGAACUAGCCGCCUCUCUAGGCCUCACACAGACUCAGGUCAAGAUCUGGUUCCAGAAUCGCCGUUCUAAGUUCAAGAAGAUGUGGAAAAGUGGAGAAAUUCCUUCAGACCAGCAUCCCGGGAGCAGUGCCUCUCCACCCUGCGCAUCACCUCCAGUCUCAGCACCAGCUACCUGGGAUUUCACCCCUCACCAGCGGAUGAACAGCGCCGGAGGAGGAGGAGGAGGAGGAGGCAGUGGAGGUAGCGCUAGCGGAGGUGGAGGUAGCUCAGGCUCCAGUCCCAGCAGCGGUACUUCAGCUUUCCUAGGCAACUAUCCGUGGUACCACCAGGCUUCCAGCUCGGCUUCCCACCUCCAGGCCAGUGCACCGCUAUUGCAGCAUACCCAGCCCCCGCAGGCCCAUCACCACCACCAUCCCCACCACCAUCAUCACCACAGCAGCAGCAGCUCAGCCGUGAGCGCAGGGACGAUAUUUUAACUUUGGAAGAGAUUGGGAGAGAGAGAGAAAGAGAAAGAGAGAGAGAAAGAGAGAGAGAGAGAGA